GGUACCAUUUAUGGAAUUGUUCACUGUGAAGGUCAUAGAACAAAUUCUUACCAGCAGCAGCCGCCGACCAAGCCGGCCUUGUCACAGUAGAGUAGAGUAGCUGCCAUGGAAAAGCAGUGACCGAGUAGAAAGAAGAACUAAGUAAGUUACAAGUACUGUUAGUUUGUGCGUAUAAUUUCCUUCUGCCGACGCCCAAGACAAAGAUAUAAGACAAGUGCAGAAUUUCUGUUCGUUAAGUGGGUAUUGUAGUCUAUAACGAGAGACAAAAGAGAGAAGGAAGGAAGAAAAAGAAUUGAUGAGGGCCGGAGGUUGCACGGUGCAGCAGACUCUGACGGCGGAGGCCGCCAGUGUGGUGGAACAUGCCGUGGCUCUGGCCCGGCAAAGAGGCCAUGCACAGGUAACGCCCUUGCAUGUAGCCGCCACUCUGCUUUCCCCCGGAAGUUCGAACAUUCUCCGCAGAGCAUGCCUUAAGUCUCAUGCCCAUUCUUCAUCUCAUCCUCUGCAAUGCAGGGCACUGGAACUUUGCUUUAAGGUCGCUCUCAACCGCCUUCCCACCACUGCUGGGCCUCUGGUUCAUGCUGGGCAGCCUCCUCUUUCUAAUUCGCUUGUGGCUGUUCUGAAACGUGCUCAGGCUCAGCAGCGGCGGGGAUGUUUGGAGCAGCAGCAGCAGCCUUUGUUGGCCAUGAAGGUGGAGAUUGAGCAGCUUGUUAUUUCUAUUCUUGAUGACCCUUCUGUUAGCCGGGUCAUGCGAGAGGCGGGUUUUUCCAGUACUUCUGUGAAGAGUAACAUUGAGGAAGAAGUUUCUGUCCCUGUGAAUUUCCCUUGUUUUUCCAUGGAUCAUAGUAAUAGUACAAAUGAGGUGGUGCCUGUGUCUAGAUCUGUGGCUAGGAGUCUGAUCCCCGGGGGGUUUGAAACCGGGUGUAAUAUGGUUUACAGUAGUGGUGGGAGUAGUAAUCGUGGUUCGAGGAUCAAUUUGUUUGAAAAUCCCAUGUUUGGGGGUUACAGAUUGAAAAACGAGGACGUAGAGAGUGUUUUAGAGGUUCUGGUGGGGAAGAAAUGUAGGAGGAUGAAUAGUGUAAUUGUAGGAGAUUGCUCUGUGACGACGGAGAAUGUAGUUAGGGAGGUUGUGAGUCGGAUAGAGAGAGGAGAUGUUCCUGAUCUGCUCAAAGGCGUGCAGGUUUUGGAUCCUCAGUUCUCUUCUCUUGUUCAGAAUGGGUUGAGAAGGGAAGAGAUUGAGGAGAAGCUCGGGGAGCUGAGAGGAACAGUCAGUAACUGCCUUGUAGGAGGUUCGGCUAUUAUUUUUGCUGGGGAUCUUAGAUGGGCAGUUGAGGUUCAUGAGGAUGGUGAUAACAAUAACAGUAGUUACUAUAAUCAUAAUAGAAAUAGUAGUAAUAGUUUUUCUUGUGUUCAGUAUAUGACUAUGGAGUUGGGAAGGAUACUGAGGAUUCGUGAGGAGGGCCGAAGAGUGUGGUUACUGGCUACUGCAAGUUACCAGACGUAUAUGACAUGCCUCACUGGGCAACCGUCUCUGGAAAAUCUUUGGGGGCUUCAGGCAGUUUCAGUUCCCAGCGGUGGCCUUGACUUGAGCCUUCAACCCUGUUUGACUAGCAAAGGCGAGCCCAAAACCAGUGGCGUAAGUACCGAGGCAUUCGUCCCGAUUCCAGAAAAUCACUUGCGCCAAAUGCCAUUCUUGAAAAUGAUCAACUCCGAUGAAGAUGUGGUGGAGAAACUCAACUGCUGUUAUCAGUGCUCCGCAAACUUCGAAGAAGAAGCAAAACUUUUGUGCAGAACAGAGCAAAGUUUGCCGUUAAGUGACCCAAACUUACCUCUCUGGCUUCAGAAAUGCAGGACUCGUAACGUGUUGUCAGAACCAGAUGCAGCAGCCCAGCAGGAGGAAGCCAAGUUGAGGGAACUGCGCAAGAAAUGGAAUCAAGCAUGUGAGAGAAUGCAUUGCAAUUACUAUAAUCCGAUACAUCUGCAACAAUCCGCGUUGGAAGUGCCACAACAUCCUGCAAGCAUGGUGUCUUCAGUAAAUCAUCAUUCUCCCUGGUGGGGUUCAACUCAAAGCAAUGCGAGUGGAGUUAGUGCAUCAAGAAACAAGGAGUCCUCAUCUGUGCUACAAAGCACAACGACAUUUCAAGAUUGGGUAGACAGUCCGCUGUCACGGCAAACGGCGGAGAAGGCUGGGGAUUCGAGCGCAGGGCAUCCUGCCGCCGCAAAAGAUUCAUCGAGAGUCGAUGUAGAAACCACGCUAACUCUAGGAUUAAGCGACAGUAUUGUGAAAGGCAACGACGACGAGGCAAACAAAUGCACUGCUUCCAGCCAUGUGGCUCCACUCUCCUUCUCACGCCCUCUGCAGUUUGAGAUGAGCCUGAGGCAAUUCGACCCAGAAAGUUUGAAGGUAUUGAGCGAGAGGCUGGCGGAAAAAGUUCCCUGGCAAAGCGAGCAAAAUAUCCAGGCCAUUGCCACGGCGGUUUUACAGAACAGAUCUGGCAUGGCUAAAGGAGAGAGCCGAAUGAUGAGUAAGGGUGAUACGUGGUUGCUGGCGUUGGGGGCCGACCGAAUGGGGAAAAAAAAGAUGGCUCAAGCUCUGGCCGAAAUCAUCUAUGGAUCACAAGAAAAGCUCCUUUGCCUUCCAAGCCCCUGGUCUCCUGGUAAAAUCUACCAGGAGCCUGUGAAAACAUAUUUAGACAAGCUUACUCUGGCAAUCGCUAAUGAUCCCCACUGUGUGCUGCUGCUGGAUGAUAUGGAGCAAGCAGACAUUUUUUUCAUGGCCGCAAUACUGAGAGCCAUGGAAAGUGGAAAGCUAACUAAUUCCAAUGGCAGAGAAGUUAGUCUGUGUGAUACUAUUGUAUUCAUGACUUCAAGUCUCGGGACAAACCAUUUCAUGAAUUCUAGCUCGCAAAUAGACGAAGAGAAACUAUCCAGAUCAAUUCUACGCUGCCCCCGUGGCUUCAAACUUGACGUGCAGGAGAGGGGAGAUCAAGUACAGGAUAAAUUGGGCCUGCAAACGUGUAAGCGCAAGAUACAGUGGGAUCUGGUGCAGGCCAAAGAAACAGAGAGAAGGAAGAGGAUUUCCCGUGCAUUGGACCUGAAUGUGGAGACGGGGCAUCAAGAUCAUGCAGAUGCGGCCUCUAUGACUGGCAACAGUGAUGUAACAGAAGAAACAGACGCUCUAUCAGAUCAAAUCUUUCGCUCCGCUAGGGCACACUUCUCAGAAUAUUUUUUCAAGCUCUUAGAUGAAUGCAUAGUGUUCUGUGCCUUCGAUUUUUCUCAGCUUGCAGAAUCCAUACAAGAUAAACUCCAUCAUUCGUAUUGCAGAGCUACCAUUGGCCGGGGAUUCUUUGAAGUGGAUGAACUAGUAGUGGAACGCAUGGUUCGUUUUUGCUGGGAAUUGGCUCCUUUUGGUACUGAUACUUUUGACAAAUGGGUGGAGGAAGUUUUUGAAGUGGGUUUGGUCCAAAUGCUGUCCAUGCAAACACUCACGGGAAAGACUACUGUAAAAUUAUCCGAGGGAGAAACAAACGAGGGGGAUUCUUUCUAUGGCAAUUCUCUUCUUCCUUCAAGACUUGAGAUUACUGGUUGCAGCAAUUGUCAAUUCAUGGCCGAUGAAUUCACGGUCUGUAGAAUGCAAAGGCACCAUUCCAAUACAAAGGCGCUCAUCCAAGUGCGUGCCUGAAUCAAUAUUUUACAGCGUGGAAUUCAAUGCUUAGUUAUAUAUGCAAAUAGCCCAUUUCAAGAAACACUUAUGUACAUUCAUUUCCUAUUUGGAUCAUUUACUGGAUCCAUUUCAGGUAACACAGAUUAGUGUAAGCUCAUGCUUUUUGUCAAAGGUUUGGUCAGUGUAACUCAUUUCACAUGACUGAACAUAUGCAUGCAGUACUUGUAAGUAACAUAAUAAUAGAAACUGUUAGGGGUUAUGGAUGAA
Messenger RNA from Cryptomeria japonica (Japanese cedar), 3928 nucleotides. RefSeq names its product protein SMAX1-LIKE 3. Gene Ontology annotation, molecular function: ATP hydrolysis activity; ATP binding. The transcript has 3 exons. The record is from RefSeq and is a predicted model, not a curated record. The coding region runs from base 296 to 3679 and encodes 1127 amino acids. Lineage: Eukaryota; Viridiplantae; Streptophyta; Pinopsida; Cupressales; Cupressaceae.